CUGCACAAAUCCAGGACUUUCGCACUUGUAAACACAAGUGACGGUCAGCGGCGUUCAGAAUCACACAGAUGCCUGUGAUUGGCUGUUGCGUAAUAAGAUUGCGCGACGUUUAUCUCGAAUCGAACACACUUGCACUUUAAAGAUUCACCACAAAGUGUCAAAUUCACGAACACAAAAUAUCAAGAUGAAUGUGUUGCGAUGUGUACUUAAAGAUUUAUAGUGAUAUUAUUAGUGAGGAAAACAAAAGGGAACCAGCAAGUAUCAUUCAAGUGGAACACAAACAUUACUCUUCAAUGACAAUCUAGUGUUUUGAAACACGCUACAAUCUGGAAAGUUGUAUCAGUAACAUACUUACAUAAAUAUGCAGUUCAUGUGGCCUUCUUAUCAUUGCGUGUCAUUUUGUACCUCCCUCUCUACUUUUUCCUUCACGUUAAUUUAUUAAUAAAUAGUUUCUUAGAAACAAUUUCUCAUAGAUUUAUCCUCAUCGUGGUUAAAAGCACCAUUUGCGGUCUAAUGCUAAGUAGAUGUAGCGUUAAAACCGAGUGUAAGAUUGCAAAGUUUUUAAAAUGUAAGAAAUAUCUGACGCAUACGUAAGAUGACAUGUGUCAGUGAAAAAGAAAUAAGUAUAUUAUAUAUUUUGUGAUCACACAAAAGCAAUAUUUGAAGUUUUUCUUGCUAAAUCUGCAGUUCUUUCUGCAUGAAAAUUGUGUAUAAAAUAAAAAGGCUUUGAACACACACAUACAGAACAGUAUAUAGAGUAAAGCAAUUUCGUCAUUCUUUUAACGUGGACAAAUUGCUUGUAGAACACGUGUGUAUUUUGUUUUUAUUAAGAGGUACUUGAGGUUUCUGUGGAAGAUACACAAUUUCAACAAAAUAUUUUUAACGAUAUAUCCUACAGAACUUUAUUAGUGAUAUUAUGGAAGAAUAUUUUAAGUAGAAUCAUGAGUCAAGAUAAAAAUUGUGUUAAACUGAGUGAAGUAAGUGACAAGUUCACAGAAGAAACACUGAUGGACAUCCUCUGUAAAGCAAACAAUGGGAAAAAAGUGCAGCUUACAGAUUGGAGUUUUGGCGACGGGUUUACCAAAGGUGACAGUUACAUGUCAACUGUUUACAAAGGCACAGUAUACGGUGUCGUGGACGAUGAUCCGAAGCAAAAUGUGCAAGUACAAUUUGUUGUCAAAUCCAUCCCGAAGAACGUUGCCAGAAGAAAGACUUUUAGAACUGCAGAUUUAUUUCGUAAUGAAAUUGCGUUUUAUACACAGGUGGUUCCUAAAUUUGAGGAGUUUUUGGCUGAAAGAGGACAAAGUGAUUUGCUGCGAAUACCACGUCACCUAGUUUCUUAUAGCGAUGGCGAGAACGAUUUCAUCGUUUUGGAAGACGUUUCUCCCUUGGGAUACAAACAAGCGUCUCGCCAGAAUUGUAUAAACUUUGCGGAUUGCACUACAAUUUUGAAAACAUUAGCGAACUUUCAUUCGGUCUCAUUUGCGUAUAGAGAUCAGAAGAAGGAAGAGUUUGAACAGAUUGCAGAUUGUGUGGAAGAAGUCUAUUAUUUUCCUAGUAACUGGAGCUGGCAUGAAAAAUUUUAUACAAAUCUAAUCAACAUAGCUAGAAACGCACUAGCAACAGAAUAUCCUAAUGGCAAUGCUGACAAACGAUUCAAUACCUACGAACCUCGCACGAUUUUUGACAUAUGUUGUAAAUUGUGUCAGAAAAAACAUGCUCCCACGUCUGUGAUAACGUCAGGCGAUUGUUGGGCUCCAAACUUCUUGAUCCGAGACGUCGGACAUGAUCAAAAGGAAGCGGUGAUGCUCGAUUUUCAGCUCGCGCGUUGUUCAAGUCCUGUGUGUGACUUGUCCCUCUUAGUUUAUUGCUGCACCUUCAAAUCAUUUCGUGAUCAGUAUUUCGACGAUAUAUUGAAGAUCUAUCACACUGAAUUAAGCAGUGCCAUUAAAUCCCUUGGAUCGGAUCCGGAGAAAAUUUAUCCUUGGGACUUAUUUAAGAAAGAAGUGAAGGAUCAUUUUAUCUUAGGGUUAGCAUUCUCGCUCGAGGUUGUUUCGUUUUGUGUACUGGAUUCGUCCGAAACGUUUGAUCCAGAUCUUAUGAAAGGCGAAGAAGCUUUAAUUACUGGUGACGUAUGGGUACUAGACAAUAUCGAGACAUCAAGUGGGAGACAGAGAGUGGCAGAUAUAAUAGUCCAUGCUGUCGAAAAUGGAUAUAUGUGACAAUUUAUGUUA
Molecule: messenger RNA, 2234 nt
Organism: Pseudomyrmex gracilis
Lineage: Eukaryota; Metazoa; Arthropoda; Insecta; Hymenoptera; Formicidae
Exons: 6
Coding region: 942-2222 (426 amino acids)
Source: RefSeq, a predicted model, not a curated record